AUGCUCCUCUCACAGCCGACGAUUUCGGCGAAGGAGUGCAAGAAGAGAGCAGACAGAGACCUGAAGAAGCUCUUGAAGGCGGCGUCCGGAGCUCCCAUCCCCAUCGAAUGUGAGGAACAUCUGAAAGACUACUACUGCCAGCUGAUUUUGGAAUCACAAUCCUUCAACACGUGUGCGAACCUCUCGGACGAGCAAGGCUUGCAGUACUUUGAGUGCAUUGCGCGACCCAUUCAAGGACAAAAGCCUGCACGAACAGCCUUUGCUUCUGAUUGCCGUGUGGACAGCAUGGCCGCUUCCGGCAAAGGUACGAAGGCUUCAAAGAAGAUUUCCUGGAGGUUAGAAGUGCCUGGCAAGCUGCGAAUCGCCUUUCUCAUCGUCGCCCACCGGGCCGUGAACAAUGUGCAGGGCUUGUUGCAACGCAUUUAUGACUCGAGCCAUGUCUACCUGGUCCACAUAGAUCUCAAAACUCCGGGCAUCAAGACCCAACUGGACCGCUUCCUGGCAGGCUCUCAACUCGCAGGAAGCGUGCAUACCUUUUCAGAAAUUGACGUGACAAAGGGCAGCAGCGAUCUGCUACGGAUCAGCAUUCUGGGCCUAAGGCGGCUCCUAAAGCUGCGACCCGCCAAAGGUGAAGAGUUGCCUUGGGAUUACUUCGUAAAACUAAGUGAGUUUGAUUAUCCUGUGGCCCCACGCCAUUCCUUGCAGCAAUACCUAUGGUUGCACAAGGGCCUGAACUUUGUGGGCUUGGAUGCUUGCUCCGCAUCCACCUGUGCGCGGCAUUUAGGCACUGCAUGCGCCGGAGCUACAUACAGUUUCGUCUCGACACUCAGGAUGCACAAGCCCCUUUCCUUUGGUAUGCAUUUUGCUCGCGGGAGCGAGUGGGUGGCUCUGACCUUCGACUUUGCCAAGUAUUUGGUUCUCGAAAUAGACACGCCCUCUGCCAUGCAGGAGAUUUGGAAGGAUUGCCUUCUCUUGUACCAGCCGGACGAGGCUUUUUUCCAGACGGCUAUUCUCAACUCUCGGUUCUGCCGGCGUCACGUGAGCAUGACACUACACCAUAUCCCAGUGCUGCUAGAACGGAGAACUCAUGGCACGCACGAUGAAAUAGGCACUCGCAGUCCCAAAGUGUUUUCCCACGAAGACUUGGCUGUUCUCCAGGAUGCUCGGCAGCCUCGGUUUUUUGCACGGAAAUUUCUCAACGUAACAGGCGAGCCCACAUCUGAGCUCUGCCGGCGACUGGACGACUUGAAUCAAGAGCGGCAGUUAGACACGGCGAAGCUGUCAUGGAAAGGCUUUCUGCCGUGGUUAGAGGAUAACUUCACGACAUGGGCUCAGCUAGCAGGGCUUGCACCUUGGGGGAACUUCACCUGUCCGGCUCGUGGGAUGGGUGAGUCAUGCGAGGAAGCGAGCAUCCGAUUGCUGGGUCGGCUGGGAUCUGGCAAGUCAGCUACAGCACCCGCUCGGGCCGGCAGGUGGUCACCAGAGACCUGGCUGCUGCAAAUUCGCGGAUCGGACUUGACAGUUCUGCUUUCAGAGAGGUUUGCAGUGCCGACGCUGGCACCUGAUGGCUUCGUCGGCACGGGCAUUGGGGUGGCUCUUUUGGCCACCAGGAUCGGCACAGGUUGGAGAAGGGAACAAGGCGAGUUUGAGGGUCACGUCGGCAUAAUUCCGGUCACCAGCCUUUCUGCACGAGACGUCCAUCUUGCCAUUUACUGGGGUCCCAUCGUGCCGGACCCAGACACAGAUAGUCAGGCAGUGGUGGACUGGAUGACCCCUAAUAGCACGAAGUGUGGUCAGACGAAGGUGCAGCUGUCGAAGGAGUCUCACCUGUCCGGGUGCCCCGUUGGUGUGGCCAUUCCGCAUGACUGCGCCCGCAUGGCGAGACCUGGGACAUGGGCAACCAGAAUACGAUUGCGGGGUGCGACCAGCAAGACAUCGAGCGCAGUGUUCGCAUUGCGUGAGUUUGCUGUGUACGCCAGCUUUGAGGACCUGUCUGUUGUGCAGAUGCAACGCUUUUUCGGGCUAGAGCUCCUGCACAAGCCAGAGGAUUCCAAGGAUCUGCAAAAUGAGUUCACGGGUCUCAGACCACAGCUCAGGGCCGGUCCACAUCACGGACGGUCUGUGAGGUGGUGCCUGAGAGAGCAGUUCAGGAGGUGCUAA
Symbiodinium sp. CCMP2456 is the source of this 2160-nucleotide messenger RNA. NCBI's taxonomy places the organism in Eukaryota, Dinophyceae, Suessiales, Symbiodiniaceae. The record is from the annotation of a GenBank genome assembly.